Messenger RNA from Brassica rapa (field mustard), 10271 nucleotides. Its product is annotated as allene oxide cyclase 2, chloroplastic. The record is from RefSeq and is a predicted model, not a curated record. Gene Ontology annotation, molecular function: allene-oxide cyclase activity. Lineage: Eukaryota; Viridiplantae; Streptophyta; Magnoliopsida; Brassicales; Brassicaceae. Gene Ontology annotation, biological process: jasmonic acid biosynthetic process.
AUAUAUGCAUAUUAAUGUUUAAAAAAAAAAAUUAUAUACCAUAUAAAAUACAUAAGUAUUUUAAUUUCGAAUUUGAUUUGAAAUUUUUUGAUAAACAUUUUGAACAAUUAUUGACAACUUAAUAUUUAGAUUUUAAACUUGCAUUGAAUAUUUUUAAAAUUAUAAAUUACUAAAACUAUUAAACAUCCCAUAAUUUUCUUAUUGUUAUCAUUGAUUUAAAAUUUUUGUUAGAAAGAAAUACAAACGAUCAGAAAUAGUAUGAGUAUAAAAUAGUUUUUAACAGAUGUCAAUAUUAAAAAUGUACUAUAUAUCUAUGUUAAUAUCAUUUAAACUUAAUUUUAUAACAUAAAAAAUAGAAAAAGUGUUUGUCUGAAUAAAUAAAUUUUAUUUAAGUAUUUGUACAAAUUUAAUUAUAUACGUAAUAGUUACUAACUUUUUAACUACUCAAUAUAUAUUUAUUAUUUCAUAAUAUUUAAAAAAUAUAUAAUACUUAAAAAUAAUUUAUAUAUAAUAUUCAUUUCACGCAAGGCGCGGAUCUUAACCUAGUACCAAAUUAUAGACCUUCCAGUCCAGUUGAAAUCAUAUGGUGCGUUGACAACUUUUAUUUUUUUGUGCGUUGACAACUUAGCAAUGACGUUUUCGUAAAGAUGACAUGGUUCAUAUUUUUUUUAUAAUAAAGUUACGUUGUCUCUCUCCACCUGCUGCCACAUCAUCGGAAAAGAAAGGAGCGUUUUGAGACACAUGUCACUCUCAACGCACAAGCCAAAUCUGUGUUUUGUUCACUUUGCUUGGGCUGGACUUUUUGAUUGCGGAUGGAUUUUGUAAACAUUAUUUUGAUCGAGGAUGGACUUUAAAAAAAUGGAAAGCAACGUCAAUAUCUAAAUUUUAUCUUCGUUGGUGUUUCUUUCCGUCUUCUUCUUCUUGCCCGACGAAAUUUCCAGAGAUCUUUCACCUCUCCCAACGUCUCAACCUUCCAUUAUUACGUCUGUAACUCUGAUCUUCUGUGCCACUCCUCCAACUAUAAAUCAUUAAAUGGACCUCUUCGUAUCCUUAUCAUGCUCUUGAAGUCUGGUCGUUGCCUUCAGUCGGUGGUGACGGUCUCCUUCGUCUGUGUGAGGCUCGGAACAUGAAGAAAGGAAGGGAUCUCUUGGAGAUUGACAUGCUCCUGCUUGAUAAAUAGGUUGUCCUUUUCAUAUUCCAUCGCAUAUAUUUCUCAAUUUGGAUCUGCUGAUUCUUAUAUAAGUAGCCACAUUGUUCAUGUUUAUGCCUCUUACCAGUCAACGAUCCUCCAAGGUUCCAUCAUGUGCAUCAGCUGAUCACUUUCAAAAAUCUUCUCAGGGAGGAAGCUAUUUACGAGAUCAGUGGCAUUGAAGCAACCACCACACAAAAAUAUAUUCCAUUUUUGGUAAAUACAUGAACCCAAUGUCUGUUGAUGAAAUUGGGAAGUUUGUGAGAAUCAAAUUUAUUUUUAAUCCUUGCGUCUGGUUUGUGCAUAUUACAUAUUGUGGAUGAGUACAUUUUUUGGUCUAAAAGUUUGAAUAUCCUUUAUCAUUACAAUGAUGCACGCAGUAAUUUCUGAAUCUUAAAGUAACCCAAGAUUGUUUGGUUUGGUGUCUGCUUCUAAAGCCAUUGCUUGGUAUCCUUAUGUUAACGAGCUUCUUCCCAGUGUGGUAGGACUCAUGAUAGAUUCAUAUGUUUUUGAAAUACAACUAAUACUCAUUUAGGUUCCAUAGAUAGUUACAGUCAAAUAAAUUUCUUAUUAGUUUUGCCAUGAUUUCACAUUACAUAACGAAAUGCAUAACCCUCUUUGUUCUUGCAUAUGACAAUUUAGCUUGGUCAAAGAACGUAACAAGCUGCUAAGCACGCGUGGAUUCUCCCAAAACCAAAUCAUAGUAUAGAAAUACCUUACCUACUCCAAAUUAAUAAUUAUUUUGACCUUUGUCAAAGUAUGUGGUUGAGAAUGCAACUCUGACAGGUCACAUAUACCGAGGUAUGUACCUUGCAGUAUCACCUAACGGACAAAUGAUUGAAAUAUGAGCAGGAGAUGAAACCUUAAAGUUCUGAAAUGUCUUCCUGUCACUGGAAGCGGAGGUAAAACUGACCAGCAACUUGGUCCUUUCGUCUCUAUACGCAGAAUACAGCACUGAAAUCAGUGAGAAUAUUAAGGCUGGCUGAUAUUUAGACCAAAACAACAUGCACUGUUUUAGUGGACUCGACAUAGCUGAGGACAGCAGUCACAGCACCAGUGUUCUCAUCAGCUCCGCUAGGCAUUCCCGCUGUUGAUCAGUGAACUAGGGUCCCGGUCUGGGUCGGAAGUUUGGGAUGAUGUGUUUCAGCGUGUGAAUCAGUUGAAAACUCAUAUAUAUACUCUGGCUAUGGUAGAGAAACAUGAGCUUCUAUUGGGUUUUUGCGGGAGACUGAAUAUAGAUCAGAGUUCUUACUAAAUACAUACAAUUGUAUUGUAUGUAGCAACAGACCUAUGAAUCAAAUAUCUAAGUUACGAUUUAAGUGAUCGUACCCCACCAGUGUACCAUAAGGGGAGCAGAUGUUGAAGGCGCUGCAACAAGCAAGUGCUGUUGAUGAACAAUGUUUUGAUGCUUGGGUAAGGAUCAUGACUAUGACGAUGACUAUGACCAUGAUCGGGACAGAUGCAGAGACAGCGACUACAAUUGUGAAGCAGCUACGUAACUAAGAGAAACAUAUAUUAUUGUUAUCACUUUUUAAGUUUAAUGAAUGGAGAAAGUUAUGAAUUUUUAAAUCUGUUUGCUAAGUGAUUUAAAAGUAAAAAUAAAACGUUAUAUUUUAUUAACAUACUAAAAUAUAUACAUCAAUUACAUAUGUAAGUGUUUAUUGUAUUAUGAAGUCUAAAAUUGAUAAAUUAACAACAAUGUAUAAAAAUAAAAAUUCAAAGCAUAUUUUAGCCAUUCUAUCUUUCAAACAUCACAUAAGUAACAUAAUCCAUAAAUUUGAGUUUGAGAUUUUCCCUUAGUACACAUAGAAAAUUAAUAUGUAAGUAUAUAAAAAUAAAGUAAGAAGCAUUGUGAAAAUUAUAUUAUCAAAUGAUAUAAAAAAUAGGCUUUGUAUUAAUUUUUUCUAUUCUAAAGUAAAAUAUACAUUCUAUAUAUUUUAUAUCGAUUAUGCAAAUAGUACUUACAGUUACCUGUUACUAUAUUAUAUAAACAUAAGGUUGUUUUUAAAAGCACAAAAGCACAAAAAUUACUAUAGAACUAUUUUUUUUGUCAACGUUAUAGAACUAUUUUCUAAAAUUUAAAUAGCAGUACUUGGAAAGAAAAGUAUUCAAAACUCAAAAAAAAAAACACGAGGUCCACAUAUUAAAAAAUCCUAAAAAGUACAACGUUAACUUAUUAUGACAUUAACACUGGCCUAGCAAACAAUCCUAAGCAACUAUGAAGGCAAUAUAAUCAUCCAUCAACAGCCCAAUUCGUAACCAAUCUAAGGGCAAACAAACCUCCGCCUACUUACUACAUAAAGGAGAAUAAAAACAAAUGUUGUCAUUCAGAGAGAAUGAGAAAAGGAUAUCGGUGCUACAACUACUGUUCUCUUUUUUUUUUGAUACCACUUCUAAUUAUACGUUUCUUUUCAAACUUUUCCACCGCAUAUCCAACCACACAGUUACAAUACUCACAUAUUCCCCUCUUAAAACUCUGAUAAUCCUGCCAAUCUCAAAAUUUUCAUUGCUCAUAGCGAUAAAUGAAAAUUAAAGAUUAAGUGGUCGAAAAUAUAAAAUGUCAGUUUUUCAAAUUUGUACCAAAUAACACAGAAAAUAACGUAAGAGUGAAAUGAGAACAUAUCCAAAAUACCUCACAAACUUUUACACACGUGGUGAAGGAAUGCUGAAUUACAAAUUCUACAUAUACCAAUACAAUAAAUUACAACUUUAUUUGAUAUUGCUGAUAAUUUCACAUUCUUUGACAAGCACAAAAAAAUCUUCCAGUCACCAACAAUUUUUAUAAAGCCAUUAUAGAAUUAUAUAAGAUGAGCAUUUAAAUACAAUCUCAAACUCCCACACACAAUUAUCCUAAAUAAACAUAAACCAUUUGACAUUUAACCUCACAUGUUAACAAUCAAUUAUCACAAAAAGACCAACGUCCAUGGAAAUACAAAUCCUCUUACCCAAAAUAAGCCUAUAUACAAUUACAUAACAAAAUAUUUUUGUCUCACAUAAAACAACAUACACAAACACAACUCACAAAAGACAUUCCACAUACGAAAAUAAGCAACUUCAAAACAAAUUAAUACACUACGGUCGCUAAUCACUAUCAAAUGGAUCAGAAAAAAUAUCAUUCUCUUUCAACAUAUUUUCAUCUUCAAAUUUUUGAACACAUUUUUUUAUUAAAACCACAAAAUAAAUUAUAAAUUCAUUUAAUAAUAAAACAUACGAACCUGGCGCAUAGCGCCUGAAAACCACUAGUACUAGAUAAAGCGAAAAAAUUGUUUGGGUCUAAUGCAAUAAUAAGACAAAUGAAGCCCUUUUCUUAUUUAAAUGACAAAUUCCAUAAAUAACAUGUCAUUCAACCUCUUAGCAUUUUACUUCCAUGAGCCCAGUUACUGUUGUCAUUUUCAGUUUCAGACUUUAUAGGCCCAAGAAGUAGUUUAGCUUACGGCUGCCCAUAUGAUGUAAUAGACGGCACUAACUCUACUGGUGUUGAUCAACUUCUGAUGUGCAACUUAAACAUAUACAAAAUGCUUCUAAUGAUAUGCAUAUAAAAAAAUGCAGAUCAAACAUAAAAUGCAAACACAAAAUGCAUAUCAAGCAAAAUAAAUGCAGAUCUAACUGGUUAAACUAAUAUAUCUAACUAUAUAUAUGUGUGUGUGUGUUUAUGAAAUUUUAGAGAACUUUAAUAUAUAUAUAUAUAUAUAUAUAUAUAUGUAAAUAUUAGAUGAUUAUUAAUUACAUGCAUGAACUUAAUAAUCUAAUUUACGUAAAAAUAAAAAUUAAUUAAUUAGAACAUAAAAAUACUUAUGUGUCAUAAUAUAAUUGUAGAGAAUUUGUAAAGUUUAUAUUAGUAUUAUUGAAUAUAAAUUCUAGUGUUUUAAAGAAAAUAAAUUUUUCAUAAUUCAUUGAAGAUGAAAGAGUUAAAAUUUACUUUGAUUCCAAUUUUUAAUACAUGUUGAUAUAUAAGAAACCUGAAAAUAUAUUAGAAACAAUUAAUCACAAGAUAAAAAUAUCAUUUUAACAUAUUAUAAAAAAAUGGAUAAUGAUUUAUAUAUAAAACAAAAAAACCAAAAAACUUACAUAUUAGGGAUAUUUCUUAACUUGUGAUUAUGAAAAAUGAAAAGUGUUUUGAAUAUAGAGACAAGACUGUGUUAUAAGAAAAUAAAAAGAAGUCAAUCCAAAAGGUGUGGGCUGAGUGAGGCAACAGCUUACGUCCGUUUAGUGACCUGGCCCUGAGUAUAGAGAAAUGAAACAUUGGACUUGAGCCCCUAAACUUUUUAAAAAAAUUACAUUGAAAAGGCUUCCAAAUUUGUAAAAAAAAAAUAAACUUAAAUACAUUACUAAAAUGUUUAUGCCCCAACAUUUCAGGGACGUCCUACAUUUAUAAUAAUACUAGUUUAUGUCUCGCACCUUGUGCGGAUUAAUAAUCUAUAUAUAUAUAUAUAUAUGGUUGUCUCCUUCCUGGGCUCUCCACGUCAGAAACUCGAGUCUUGAGGAGUCGCCAUGUGUCCAGCCGAGCAAAACACACCGUAUCAUUUAAACUCUACCAUCGUGGGCUUCCAUCGCGGAACUGGGCUCUGAAAUAGGAAGAUUUAUCAAAAGAAAUUGUGAUACGGGGCUAGGUGAGAUUUCUUUUUCCCGUUCAGUUCUUGAUGGAUCAUUAUUGGGCUUUGAUUAAUGUUUAUCAAAUCGGCUUUAGUAAAUCAGGCUUUGUAUAUUGAUUAAAUGAAACCCACAUAUACGUCUCCCUUCUCCAAAACUCCGUUGCAGCCGCGAAGAACCAACUCAGACCAGCCUCAGUUGGAGGAAGCUGUCUGUGACUAAUCGAUUUGAACUCUUUUCAUUGGCAAACAAAAUCAUUUGGCUAAUCGAUUGGAGUUGUUUUACUGGCGACGAGAUCCGGCACCGUUACGUAAGUCGACCACAUUCAAGAAUCACAAUUAAGGCUCACAUUAACACCAUUUCUCUACUCCUCCCAUGAUUCUCAUUCAAUGAUGCCCUCAUUAAUCCAUUGUGUGAAUCCAAUGCUAUAAAUAUGUCCGACUGCAGAUGAUCUUUAUCCUCUAUUCGCAAUGUAUGGAAAGGUCGUGGAUUUCUUUAUUCCCAGAGAUUGAAGGUUAGUGAGAAACUAUGGUCUCAUGUCUUUGUGAUUGAAUCAUUUAUUGUUUCUCUUCUUUGAUGCGUGUUGUUUUGUUGUUUUAGACUGGUGAUUCACAUGGUUUUGCAUUUGUUCUCUUUAAGUACACAAAGCUUACAAAGAAGUGGAAAGGCUUGAUGGUAAUAUCAGUUUAUGCACAUGGUCAUUGUUUCAGGAAGAGUUGUUUUAAGUUUUUUUUUUUUUUAAGUUUUAAUUUUCGUUUUUUGCACUAACCAAAUUUUUAAUCGAUUCAUGUUUCUGCUUUUAUAUUACGUUAAUCCAGAACGGUAUUUAGUGUUAUUUCUAAUUAUUCAUCGUGUUUUCGGUUACUGCUACAUCUUCGCAUGUUUAGUGUUUUCAAUGUGAUAAAUGUAGAUCAUUGAAAUUCAUUUAUGGGGGAUGAUGAGUACGUUUUGGAAGUGGUUUGAUCAUUGAGUAAUAUUUUUGGUUCUUGGUUUUUCAAAAUCGUAGAAUGCAGUGGUCGAGUUUGUGUGGUGGUGAACUCGAAAGAAAAAGUUGUAGCAGAGAAGAUGCAUCAUCUCACCCUGGAGAUCAUUGUGGUUGGGAAGAAGAAGCUUUAUGAAGCGUAAGUGAACUUCAAGGAGUCGCAAGAGUUCAAGUCUGCCAAUGACGAUUCCCCUACCAUUACUCCCUCCUAUCUUGGCUGCAAAUAAGAUAUGACUACAAACGUUACAUAUAUUUAUGCAAAACAUAGAUUAAUCUUAAUAAAAAAUUUGAUCGUGAAAAUUUGGUUAUUGUGGACAGAUGAGCAUGAAUAUUGAUGGAGAUAAAGUUUCAUGAAAUGAUCAUUUCUCUUUGCAAAACUUGCUCCAUUUCUCACAUUGGCAUUGUUGGUUUUCUCAGGCCUGUGUGUUGAUCCAAUGGAGGAUUAGAAUCUGUUACGCGCAAGCUAUCUAUGGAAUUCCGAGAGAACAAAAUCAUGGAGCAUCAAGGAUCAGAUUUGAUGUGGGGAUGAAAUGAGCUUAUGAAUAAGAACUCUGUUCUUCUUCUCACCAACUCAUUAACACGAAUCUGGACAGUUGUUUCAUGUCUGAUCUUUGAGUCAUUGAUGAGAUUCAACAUGGUGGUAAUAGAUCCGUCAUCGCUCGGUUUUUUGUUAUCAGCAACAACAACAUCAACAGAGGUCUGAAACGGAGAGAUCAUGACAGAGACAACAACAACAAAAACCCAAGUCUUUGAAGAUAAACAGAGACAAGACAGGAAGUCACUUAUUGUUUCACCAUCCUCAAGAUGAUUCUGAAAAAGGAAGUUCAAGCUCACAUACGAUGAGAAUCAGUGGAAGUCUAAGAAACCAAGAACAGAGAAAGAAAUAGUUGGUUCUUCAAACAUUAGUUUCCAACAUUUAACUUCUUCGUAUGAUAGUGUCGAGCCAGAUGCAGAGGCGAUUGGACGGAUGAAAGAGAUUAAGUGAAAUGAAACAUUUUUACAAUUCAACGAAUCAAACACAUAACUAAAAUUUAAUUUUUUUUCUAUUUGACUCUUCACCUUAUAUAUAAUUUUCAAUAACAAAAAUAUCAGAUAUUUGGAUAUUAAAAUUUUUGAAAUUGGUAAGACAAAAAAAUAACUGAAAAUAAUUUUAUAAUUUUCUAGAAACUUAUAUUUUUAUAAUAUAUUAUAUACGUACAGAAUAUAUAAUAAGAAAAACUAAGAUUUAAACCAAAAACUCGGGCGUAGCCUGGGCCGACCCUAGUAUAUUAUAAAACAAAAUUAUUUUCUAAAAAUAUUUAAUUUGAUACAUUUUAAAUUAAUAUUAUAUGUUAUAAUACUUCAAUAUUCAUAUUUGUUUCAUAGUUUUAUUAUGUGAUGUAGAUUUUGGAUCAAAAUCUUUUCUAUAGUGAUAAUGAAAUUAAAACUUUUGGAUUUGGAACUAAACAUUUAUUGUAUUUGGGACUCAAAAAAGAAAUCCAGUGGCAUAUAUUAACUGAUCCAACCUAAUAAACCGAAGAAAUCGAUUAAAAUAUAAUAGUAUACUUAUAUAUAAAGUUAUAAUAGUUUUUAUUUGAAUCAAUAUUUCUAAUAAGAAUCAGAGAAAUUGGUUAUAAUAUUAGUCAUUAAAAUCAUAAAAUAAAUAUAAGAUAAACGUGAUUAUGAUAUUAUACGUAGAUAUUGUUAAUAUCAAUUGUUAAUAUCCAUUUAUUAAUUAAAUAUCUUAAAUAUUAUGAUAAUUAUGUAUUAAAUAUAUUUUUAAAAUAAUAGUGUAUAUAUAUAUUUAUGUUAAAGUUUAUUAAUUAUUUUAAAUAUCAUGAUAUAUAUAUAUAUAAAUUAAAUAAUAAUAUUAUUUAAAAUAAUGAAUUAUCCUAAAUUCAUGUAGGAUAUGUCAAGUAAACAAAUUUACUAAAUUAUGGAAAAUAUCACAAGUAAGCAAAUUCACUUCUCAAAUAAUAGUAUAGAGAACUAAAUAUUCAUUAUAAUUAUGUAUUAAAUAUAGUUUUUAAAAUAAUAUAUAUAUAUAUAUAUUUAGGUUAAUGUUUAAAUAAUAGUAUAUAUAUUUAGGUUAAUGUUUAUUAAUUAUUUUAAAUAUCAUGAUAUAUAUAUUAAAUAAACUUUUAAAUAAUAAUAUUAAUUAGACUAAUGACUUAUCUUAAAAUCAUGGAGAAUAUGAUAGAUAAACAAAUUUACUAAAAUUAUAAAGGAAAAGAUGAUAAAAUAAACAAAUUCACUUUUCAAAUAAUAGUAUAGAUUUAGAAUAACGUUAAUAGUUGCUCAAAAAAAAAGAACGUUUAUAAUAAUAUUUUCUGUAGUUAGAAUAGUGAAUUCAAACUCAAAAGCAACACAAGUCGCACGUUUUUCAUUUUUCUCCAUUGUAAUUUAGGGACCGUCCAUAAGUAAUCAAAGAUCCGAAAACCUGGACCAACAAUUUCCUACGUUUCCACGUGCCGGCCAUGGAAACCAAAUCCAAAUUCCUCAAUCCUUUAUAUCAUUUUUGGUUCACUUUGGGAAAUUACGCACGUCUUCAUUACCAUUCAUCAUCCAAAUAUGUAUAUAUACAUUCGUAGAACUCAACUCACUCACAUAUAAACCAAAGUUCCAUCUUUUCUUCAAAAUAUAAUCCUUUCAACCAAAUCUCAAAAGUCUCUUUUGAUCAAUGGCUUCUCAUGCUAUGUCUCUCCAAUCCAUCUCUACGACAACUCUCAACGACCUCUCCUGUAAUCACCAAUCUCAUCGUAGCUCUCUUCUCAGUUUCUAUAAACCUUUCCAGAAUCUUGGGAUCUCAUCCAACGUUCAAGAUUUCUCCUCUCGUUCAACUUCCACUCCCAAGAACCUCUCACUAUCUCAAGCUCUCUCCAAGAACUCUGGAGACACCGAACAUUUCAGACCAAGUAAAGUGCAAGAACUGAACGUGUACGAGAUCAACGAACUAGACCGACACAGCCCAAAAAUCCUAAAAAACGUAAUGAGCCUAAAGUUCCGUCUCGGCGAUCUCGUCCCAUUCACCAACAAACUCUACACCGCAGACCUCAAGAAGCGCGUGGGAAUCACCGCUGGUCUCUGUGUCGUGAUCCAACACGUCCCGGAGAAGAAAGGUGAUCGGUUCGAAGCUACUUACAGCUUCUACUUCGGCGACUACGGUCACUUGUCCGUACAAGGACCGUACCUGACCUACGAGGAAUCGUUCCUCGCCAUUACUGGUGGCACUGGAAUCUUUGAAGGUGCCUACGGACAGGUCAAACUUCAACAGCUCGUUUAUCCGACAAAACUCUUCUACACUUUCUACCUUAAGGGUCUUGCUUGUGAUUUACCGGUGGAGCUCACCGGAACUCCUGUUCCUCCGUCGAAGGACGUGAAGCCUGCUCCGGAAGCUAAGGCUUUGAAACCUAGCGGAAUUAUUAGUAACUUUACCAAUUAAAUUCAGUAAAAUUAGUCAUAUGUGCUUCUUGUGUCUUUGUACGAUGAUAUAUAUUAUUUUUAAAUAAAGAAAUAGAAAUUUAAAAUCUA